GUCUAUACUUGCCAUAGGAGCGAUUUUUGAAAAAAAAAAAAAAAAAACAGUUUUUGUCCCGUAGAAAUAUGCUGUGCAACUAUAGAGUCCCACAUAUUUUUUUCUUUGUUGUUCCCUUUUCCUACACCUGUUUGUGAAUUUCCAUCACAGAGAACAAUUAGGGAGAAAUAAAAACCUCUCGAACAUAUGAAAUCUGGAAAACUUGUAAAAUGAUAAACUUCGAGCAGUCAUGCAAAGCUGUGAUCACCAUGCACAUAUGAGUGUCGACGGCGAAAAAAAUAUAAAUUGAAACAGCACCAAACCUUAUAAUAACCGUCAGGACCCUAAAAUGUAAAUAUUUCACAGUGGUAGGAGGAGCCAUAGUUGAUGUUUGUGAUAUAUAUCGGAUGAGCGGCGGCCAACUGACACACACACACGUGCGCCUAUUUAACUGCUUGUAGAGUUUCAAUGAGAUUUAUGCUCUGACUUAUUCAAAAUCCGGGACUAAAGACAUCAGAUGCAAUGUUGAAUUCCUGACGGACUGUUGACUGCCGUCUGCCCGCUGUCCGCAGGUAACCAUGCUGGCAAGAGUGGAAGUUAUCUCCCUUUGUUUACCAGGGAGGGAUGAUUACACGGUCAACUCUGGAACUCUGCGCCUUUCAGCCGUGCCGACAGCAGGCUAAUCGAACUGCUCAUGAGUAUUCCCGAUCUGCAGCCUAGUCAAGAGCCUGCAUGUCUCCAGCGACAGUCAAAAGUCAUCGCAAAUUCUGUGCAAGGGUCGCAGUGAUAUCAUUGACAGGUGUGGACCUUCAUCAGGUAAUGAGUCAACAUCCUUUACUCAUAAUUUGGAGAUACAUACAAACUCAGCAUCAUGGAGAAGAUGGCAUUCGAGUAUGAAGACCACCAGCUUGUUUUGCUGGAAGAGCUCAAAGCUAUGUUUGAUGAACACCUACUGAUUGAUGUCUACAUUUGUGUGGGAGAAAAUCAGAUUCCCUGCCAUCGUAAUGUUCUCUCUGCUGCUAGCCCCUACUUCCGAGCUAUGUUCACCUCAAGUCUGACAGAGAGCAGGCAAAUGAGAGUGGAACUACAUGAAGUGGAUGCUGCUUCUGUGUCUCUCCUCAUCAAUUAUGCUUACACGGGCAAAGUGGAUGUGACACGUUCCAAUGCACAGAGUCUGUUGGCAACUGCCUCCCUGUUGCAGAUGUUGCCUGUGCAAAGGGCAUGUGCCAAAUUUAUGGAGAUGCAACUUGAUAUCAACAACUGUAUUGGUAUCCAUGCUUUCGCUCAUGCACAUUCAUGCCCAGAACUUUCCAUCAAAGCUCGAGAAUUCAUUGAAAAAAAUUUUACACAGGUCAGCCACACCGAUGAGUUCUUAGAGCUAAGUGCAACUCAGAUCCUUGACUUGUUAGCCUCAGAUGAGCUGAAUGUUGAGAAGGAAGAGGUGGUUUGGGAAGCACUGCUGUCUUGGGUGACUCAUAGUUCGGAAAUUCGACGGCAACACAUUGGAGACCUGCUGGCUAAAGUUAGACUUCCUCUGCUGCCAGCAAGAUUUGUGCAAGAUGUAAUAGCACCCAAUAACUUGAUUCAGCGCUCUCUGACCUGCAGAGGAAUCCUCUCAGACAUGCGUGACUUUGAACGUAACCCACAGUCUUACACUGGUGAUUACGAUUUUUCCAUAUCACUUCGCUCUGGCAUGAUUAAGCCUGAGCAUUGCAUACUCCUAGUUGGAGGCUUAAGUCAAAGCAGGGCCUCCAUCAACUGCUACAACCCACUGACUAGAGAAACAUUCCUGAUGGCUACAUUUCCAGAGUGUGAGGACCGGUCUGGCUAUUACUGUGUUGAAGACCCUGCUGUAGUUGUGGCUGAUGAAACAAAUGUGUAUGCAGCUGGUGGCAACUACAUAUAUCAUGAAAACUAUGGAGAUUCGCCGUCUGAUGAAGAUUCUUUUGAUGAUUUUGAUGAAGAGGAAUCUGUAAGGAAAGAUUUCUUUUUCUAUGACAAUGAUCACAAUAAGUGGAUUGCCAAAGCUCCCAUGCUUUUUCCUAAAUCUAAUUUUACGUUAGCUUAUGAAGAUGGGAAGAUUUUUAGUUUUGGCGGACUUACCUUGAACCAGCAUCCAACUGAAAUUGUUGAAUGUUUUGAUGUUGAGAAAAACAAGUGGAGCUAUGUUGGCAUGAUGCCAACCACUUUAGUGGAUUUAUCUUCUGUGGUUUAUGGAGGGAAUAUCUUUCUUUUGGGUGGACGGACUGGAGUAGCAGUUCACAAUGUGGUGUUGAAGUAUGACCCUCGACGGCUGGAGUGGACACCUCUAGCAGGCAUGCCUACUCCUCGCUUCAGUUUUGGUGUGUGUAUAGUGGACAAUGAAAUCCUGGUUGCAGGUGGCCAGGUUUAUGCUCAUGCAACACACACAAUCCAUCGAGAGGCACUAAGGUCUGUUGAGAUUUACAACAUUGAUGAUAAUCAAUGGCGCACGGGACCAGAUUUGCCAGCACCUAUGUUUAAUGUAGGUCUUAUGCAAAUCAGUGGAGGUGUGUACUGCUGUGGAACGGUUGAGCAACAUCGUUCUCCUUUUCGUAUAUACAGGCACAACAUGGUUUGUCGACUGGACAUCACUCGUAAUGAGUGGCAGAAGAUCGAGUCAGAUCUGUGUGAUGUUAGAAACUAUGCUGCAGUCGCUGUUAAACUUCACACCAGGCGGCUAUCACAGGUAUUCAGACCAGAAGUUGAUACAUAGUGCCUGGCAAUUCUUUUGUUGUUCACCCAUUGUCAAGUCUGCAUUAAAAGUAUAAAACUUGUUUUAGGGUAAUUGGUGAAUAACAAAAAAAGGUGAUUAUUUGAUAUAAUUUCAACAUUUUAUCUCUUAAAAGGAAUUUAAGUUCUGUUGAUUUACAUGGUAGUAACUAAGUGAUGCAUAGAAAAAUUAUAUUGACUGACUGAGGUUACCUUAAAUUCAUGUUUUAUGUUGCCUUCUAGGAUGUGUUGUAUGUAGAAACAAUCCUUUAAAAUGAAAAAAAAAAUUGUUUGACAAUACUGCUACUACUACUAGCAUUUCUUAAUAUUCUUUAAAGUAAAUAUCAGAAUUGAAAUGGUCUUUACGUUACAUUUUAAUAUCUCUAUAUUUGUGCAAACAUUUUUUAUUGAAAUUUUAUUACAGGUACACAGGUACUUAAAGAAUGAUGAAUAUUAAUCCAAAGUGAUUUGGUAUGUCAAUCUUUGUGUGCUAGAAGGUAGCUAAAUUUUCUACCUGUAUCUUUUGACUGCUAAUAACAAUUUUCAUUGUUUUUCCAUUGAUGCAUUCCUGUCUUCAUUCAGAUACAGUGUUUUUGCACCAUGUUUUGAACAAAUUGGAAAUGGGACCAGGUAUUAAAACUGUGCUUGGUCAGAUGAAUGCAAGACCAUGCACAAUGCUUAUGUCAUAUGGAGAUUUCUGUCUUUAUGAUAAAUACAUUUAUCCCAUAAUCUUCCAAAUGACAUAUGUGGAUGUUAUUUGUAGUAUUUACUGUUUCUGUAAAGCAAAAUAAUUUCAUUCCAGGAAUAAGGAUUUUUUGGUGCAAGUUGUUACUUGAAAAGAAUUAUUUUUUAUCUGGGACCAGUUAAAUUCUCUAUAAUUAAUCAGAAUUAUGUAAUUUAUCAAUAAAUUUUCUUAUAAUUUAAACACAGUGAGUUACAUUGCACAAAGAAAGAUGUUUGUUGUUUUCAUUGCUUACAUGUGUAUUCUAUUUUGUACUACCUUCAAGUGUGUUGUGCUUGGAUCCUUGAUCUCAUAAUUUGUGAAAAGGCAGCAGUGUAGCUUUGCAUUUAUUGUCGCUUUUGAAAUGUUUGACAAUGUAAAAGAAAGGAAGGGAAAGAGAGAUUAUUAAGGUGAAUGUGUUUACUCCUUUCAUUAUUAUAACUUAAAUAAGCACACACAUUUUGCCUGUUACUUGUUUUUAACACACAUAGGCGCACAAAACAGAGUAAGGGAUGCAAGAUGAUAAUACAAGCAUGUGUGCCCGCUUGCAUAUAUAUACAUGUGUGUAAUAGGGAGCAGAGAAUAAGAGACUGUGGGUAUAUAUUUCUGCUCGCAGGCUGCUGUAACAGCCUAAUUAACUUAGACAGCUGGAGGUGCUAUGGCUAUAUUUUUAAUAUUUAUUUGCAUUCUAAUGGCCUCGUGAUUAAUAAUUGCAUGCCUGAGGGAAGAGGAUGCCUGAAAGUAUGUAAAACUGUGAGGGUGUAUGUUUUUUUAUUUUUGAGACUUGGAGACAAUAAAAUAAAAUAGCAAGUAGAAAAAUAUUGAGAGAAACUAAAACAAGAAAUAAGUUUAUUUUUAAGAACCAUGUUGGUGUGAAAAUUAAUGACAAAUAUAUAACUUGAAUAAUUCUGUCUUGUUAAAAGGUUGAAAAAAUAGUGCAGCUGUGAGUUAAUAGAUAGUACGUGUAGCAUGAAGGCAGCCAGACAUUAUCUGUUUAUGAGCCCUGACACAAAUAAUGCAAAUUCAAAUCGAGUCAUUCAACAAUCCUGCAAGUAAUUCUCAGUGAAAAAACUAAUAUUAUGAUAACUUUUAAAAAAUUAUGUGCUUUAUACUAAUUUCAAUUUUGAUGUCAUGUUUGACAAAAUGAAUAAAGUUAUCUUGUGCAGUUAACAAAAAAGUUCUUUGUAUUAGCUUCUAUGUAGAACUGUAAAAAUUUUAAAUACACUAAGUUAAAACACAAAAUGUAUAGUUUUUCUUGUUUACUAGUUGUUUACCUAUGAUUACAGAAUUAUUGACUCUAAAUAAUUUAAAGUACACAAAUUGAAGCAAAAGAACACAUAUACAGCAAUUAAUGAAAAUGUUCACUUACAAGCUGAGCAGCACAUUAUUGUUUCAGCUGUAAUAAUGGUGAUUUUUCAUUUGGGUGCAUAAGUAUGAGAGAAUCUGGCUCUUGUCUUCCCUUUCAAGCAGCAUCACUGGUUGCUAAGGAGUAAGGCAAACUGUUUUUGUGCCUUCUAAGUUAGUGAAACACAUCUUGUGAAUGUCUAAUGUAAAAGGAUUUAGAAUGCAAAGUGACUUAUGACCUCAGAAGCAAUGUGCAUGAAUGCUAGCAUCUUUAGAAAAAGAUAUUCAAAGUGCAGUUUAUCUUGUUUCUCCAUCUUGGUCAGCAUCUUACAUUGCCUCUUAAGUCUGUGGAAAUCAUCUAGUGCUCAGCAUGUGUUUCAGAUGUGAGGGCAAAUCUGUUUGUGUGUGUGUGUAGGCACAACUGGCAUUCGGAUGUGUUGUAGCUUUCUUGCAUCGUCAUAUUUAUUUUUGCCUAAUUAGUGUGUAAUGUGUUGCUUUUUAUCUGCACAAUGUGGACUCAUAUUAUAACAAGAAUAUUUGACUGGCUAUUUUCUUCCUGCCAUCUUUAACUUUCCAUGAUGUCUUGCUUUGACAACAUUGAGAAAAAAGUCUGUAUGGUGCAAAUGUAAAACGAAAACUUAUUACUUUUAAUAAAUGCACAGAACUGCACAGCA
Messenger RNA from Pomacea canaliculata, 5448 nucleotides. Its product is annotated as kelch-like protein 28. The coding region runs from base 851 to 2713 and encodes 620 amino acids. The record is from RefSeq and is a predicted model, not a curated record. NCBI's taxonomy places the organism in Eukaryota, Metazoa, Mollusca, Gastropoda, Architaenioglossa, Ampullariidae. Gene Ontology annotation, molecular function: protein binding. The transcript is spliced from 4 exons.